Molecule: messenger RNA, 1825 nt
Organism: Poecilia latipinna (sailfin molly)
Lineage: Eukaryota; Metazoa; Chordata; Actinopteri; Cyprinodontiformes; Poeciliidae
Gene: tada2b
Product: transcriptional adaptor 2B
Exons: 2
Coding region: 21-1505 (494 amino acids)
Biological process (GO): regulation of transcription by RNA polymerase II; chromatin remodeling
Cellular component (GO): nucleus; SAGA-type complex
Molecular function (GO): zinc ion binding; transcription coactivator activity; chromatin binding
Source: RefSeq, a predicted model, not a curated record
AGAAGCAGCAGCCAGGCAAGAUGGCGGACCUGGGGAAGAAGUACUGCGUUAACUGCCUAGCAGAUGUCACCAACUUGCGGCUUCGCUGCACCGACUGCCCAGAUAUCGAGCUGUGCCCAGAGUGCUUCUCGGCGGGCGCCGAAAUCGGCAACCAUCGUAGAUGGCACGGCUACCAGCAGGUCGACGGCGGGCUUUUCUCACUGUGGGGUCCAGAGGCAGAGGGAGGAUGGACUAGCAGGGAAGAGCAGUCGCUGCUCGAUGCCAUCGAACAGUACGGCUUUGGAAACUGGGAGGACAUGGCUGCACACGUCGGACCAUCCCGAACGCCGCAGGAAGUCAUGGAGCAUUACGUCACCAUGUACAUUCACGGUAACCUUGGAAAAGCCUGCAUUCCCGACAGUAUUCCCAACAGAGUAACUGACCACACUUGCCCAAGCGGGGGCCCCCUAUCACCCAGCCUCACCACCCCGUUGCCCCCGUUGGACAUAAGCCUGGCUGAGCAGCAGCAGCUCGGAUACAUGCCUCUGCGUGACGACUACGAAAUCGAGUAUGACCAGGAUGCGGAGAAGCUCAUCAGCGGGCUGUCGGUUAACUACGAUGACGAGGAUGUGGAGAUCGAACUGAAACGUGCCCAUGUAGACAUGUAUGUGCGCAAGCUGAGGGAGAGGCAGCGGCGCAAGAACAUUGCCCGUGACUACAACUUGGUGCCUGGGUUCCUCGGCAGAGAUAAGAAAGACAAGGAGAAAGAGAAGCCUGGAGGGUUGCAAGUCUUAGGCGGUUCUGUCCCUACGGGUGGAUCGGGAGCGUGUAGCGCUGCAGUCGGACCGGCCUCCACGACAACGACGGGAUCCGUCCCUAUCCCGAGCACACCCAAAAGAAAGAUCACCAAGGAGGAGAAAGAGCAGCGAGUGAGGCUACGGGCGCUCUGCCAGUUCAUGGCCCAUCGAGAGUUUGAGGAGUUCUUCGAGAAUAUGCACAAGGAACGGGUGCUGAGGGCCAAGGUGCGCGAGUUGCAACGCUACCGCCGCAACGGCAUCACGCGCCUGGAGGAGUCCGCCGAGUACGAAGCCGCCCGUCACAAACGGGAGAAGCGCAAGGAGAACAAAAACGUGGUGGCCUCCAAACGCGGCGGGUCGGGAGGGGCCGGGCUCGGCUCUGGGUUGGGACUUGGCGGCGGCGGGGCAGGUGGUGGAGGCGGCGUCACGGUGGGGCUCGGGGUUGGAGGCGGGAUCAAGGAAGAAAGCAAAGAUGGAGAGUUUGCCGCCAUCGAGAACUUGACGGGGUUUGAGUUGCUGUCAGAUCGGGAGAAGGUGCUGUGCAACUCUCUUAACCUGAGCCCAACACGCUACCUGACUGUCAAAACCAUCAUCAUCAAAGACCACCUGCAGAAAAGGCAGGGCAUCCCGGCAAAAAGCCGACUGCCCGGCUACCUGGACAAGGUUCUCAAGAAGCGCAUUCUCACCUUCCUCACAGAGAGCGGCUGGAUAUCCAGAGACGCCUCGUAGCGAUCCGUCUCCGGUCGGUAAUCAAAAGCCGACGAUCGCUGGUAGCCAACUAGCUUCACACUCUGGAGGCUGGAUGGAACUACUGCCUCUGACCGACUACUUUUUCUACUUCUUCUUUUUUCACUUUGCGAAUAUGUACAAUUCAAAUAGAAAAGAUGCCCCACUGGAAUAAUAACUAUAUUUUCAUACAAGGUCUAGGAAGAAAAGUUAAAAAAAAAAAAAAAGAAAAAUGCUGGGCUCAAGAAUGUCCAGCACCUUUUGAGUUUACUAUUGUGUGCUUCCCGCUACAAUUCUUGAUGAAUAAAUUAUGGUAUUGUGCA